UCACGGGAACCCCCUCUUUGAUAAAAAUAGAUACCUCUUUCAAUGGUAGCGCGACUGUCAAUGUGUCGAUAUAUUUUUCGAGUACCACGAACAGCUGUAACAGAAAUAUUUACAUAACCCAUAGGCUUGUUUACCCGUUGAGGAUACAUUUUAAUUCAUCACACAUUUGUAUGAAUGCCGCGAUUAGUCGCGACGCAUGAGGAAAUCAAAAUGGCGGACGAUGUCAGCGAUUUACCGGACGCUCUCAUAGCAACAAAUGUUGAAGAAAGAGUAUUUGAUGAUCCGCUAGAGAAGGAACAGUUUGAGAACCUGUUUUGUGAAUUUGACCCAAGUGUGACUUUUCAAUACCUCAAGAGCUUCCGUAGAGUUCGCAUUAAUUUUAUCAGUCCAGAGCUGGCAGCAAAAGCACGAAUACACCUGCAUCAAGCUGAAUUUCUUGGAACUGUCAUCAAGUGUUACUUUGCUCAGGCCAAAACGACUUGUGAGGAUUCCCCACACCUGAAGCCCCCACCCAUGGAGAAGCAGUUCCUCAUCUCACCUCCUGCAUCCCCCCCUGUCGGAUGGGAGCAAGUACAGGAGUCUCACCCCGUCAUCAACUAUGAUCUCCUGGCAGCCAUUGCACAGCUAGCACCUGGUGAAGCCCAUGAACUCCACCCACCAUCAGAAUCUCAACCGGGCAUCGUUGUCCACAUCUGUGAAGACCCAGAGGGUUAUAAUGACCCCAACAGACCUCGAAUUGUACAGACCCGAAGACCAGAGCCAACUUGACCCGAGUGUAUGUGUCUUGUACAUCUAGUGUGUUCCUGACAUACGUGAGAGCUCUUCACUUGGAAGAUGCAGGAUAACCAUUAACAGUGUUCAAGGUGGUGUGUGUUUGCAGGCCUGAGCUUGGCUUUCUCUCAGUCUAGGGCAGAUCAACAGCGUCCCUUACUGUUUUAAAGUACAUCUGAAAUGUUUGGACAUAACACCUUUAUAUAUUGUGUACGAGCAUAAAUAACAGCUUGUUCCAAUGAUGAGCAUGUUGUCUAGAAAUUUGUAGCUGUUACCUUAAAGCAAGUGUUGAGUGUGUACUAUAUUGCCUGAGUGACUGGUAGCACUGUUUAUGCCAUUAUGAUGUACUUACUGAUGUGACAUACCUUAGUGAUGGCAGAGGGAAGGUAAAGCUUGAGAUUCACAAUAGUUUGCUAUUAACAGCACUGAAAUAAUUUGGCAUUACUAUUACAUUAUGAACCCAAACGUCUGCAUAAAAGAUCACACCAUUUGCUGAAUUAUCCAUUUCUUUAACUGAGAUGGAACAAUGUAUGUGAUAUAAGUGUUCUGUGACUAGCACUGCAGUAUCUGGCCUUGGUUAGCACUAUUUGUGUUGUGACAUAUGUCUACUUGGCAGCUUCCUACAGUAACCUGUAUAAGCUAGGACACCUGUGUGCAUUGUGUCCCCUGUGUCUAUGUUGUAGUCUACAGUGUAUAAGAGUCAACCAAAGAAAUGUCCAUUUCUGACUGUGUCACACUUUGGUCUCCAUUAUUCUAUGACCAGCUCAACUUUCUGAAUAGCAAAGUCAGGAAGAACCAGUUCAACUUAGUACAAGUGUUUAACCAUGUUAACUGACCAUAAACAUUUACCUGACAAAAGUUACAACAAACAUCGACCUCAAGGUCAGUUACAGGAUUGCUAAAUAAGGCAAUGUGUUAACACUACCAGUGAUUUAACAUGAAAUGGAACUUGACUAUGAUGGAUGGAGAUGGAGACUAAUUUGGAAACAGCACUGUUCCAUCCCUCCACCAGUUGUAUACCUCACGGACAUAUAAAUAUGUAGUUUUA
Messenger RNA from Haliotis rubra (blacklip abalone), 1819 nucleotides. Its product is annotated as calcipressin-3-like. Gene Ontology annotation, cellular component: nucleus; cytoplasm. Bases 175 to 768 code for a protein of 197 amino acids. The record is from RefSeq and is a predicted model, not a curated record. NCBI's taxonomy places the organism in Eukaryota, Metazoa, Mollusca, Gastropoda, Lepetellida, Haliotidae. Gene Ontology annotation, biological process: calcium-mediated signaling. Gene Ontology annotation, molecular function: calcium-dependent protein serine/threonine phosphatase regulator activity; nucleic acid binding. The transcript is spliced from 4 exons.